UCCCCCGCCCCUACUAUCUUGGCGUACAUUUUCCCGCUCCGUCCCGGGACCCGGACACCCAGAAUCCACGGAAAGCAACUCGCUCUCGAGAACAGCUCUCGUACCCUUCUACGUGAUCUGCACCUUUAAACUCACUCCAUCCCAAACCGGACCCCGGAGGCACCACCCACAUCCGUCUAACAUCACUUCCUUCAGAGUUUGAAAAAAAAAAAAUCUGGGAAGAAGAGGGGUUGUGCUGAGCCGCGCUCGGCGAACGGUGUGGACCAUCUGCUGGGACUCCGGCCCUGCGUCCGCUCAGCCCCGUGGCCCCGCGCACCUACUGCCAUGGAGACGCGGCCUCGUCUCGGGGCCACCUGUUUGCUGGGCUUCAGUUUCCUGCUCCUCGUCAUCUCUUCUGAUGGACAUAAUGGGCUUGGAAAGGGUUUUGGAGAUCAUAUUCACUGGAGGACACUGGAAGACGGGAAGAAAGAAGCAGCUGCCAGUGGACUGCCCCUGAUGGUGAUUAUUCAUAAAUCCUGGUGUGGAGCUUGCAAAGCUCUAAAGCCCAAAUUUGCAGAAUCUACGGAAAUUUCAGAACUCUCCCAUAAUUUUGUUAUGGUAAAUCUUGAGGAUGAAGAGGAACCCAAAGAUGAAGAUUUCAGCCCUGAUGGGGGUUAUAUUCCACGAAUCCUUUUUCUGGAUCCCAGUGGCAAGGUGCAUCCUGAAAUCAUCAAUGAGAAUGGAAACCCCAGCUACAAGUAUUUUUACGUCAGUGCCGAGCAAGUUGUUCAGGGGAUGAAGGAAGCUCAGGAAAGGCUAACGGGUGAUGCCUUCAGAAAGAAACAUCUUCAAGAUGAAUUGUAACGUGAAUAUGCCCCUUCUUUCAUCAGUUAGUGUUCUGGAAGGAAAGCAGCAGGGAAGGGAAUAUUGAGGAAUCAUCCAGAACAAUUAAGCCGACCAGGAAACCUCAUUCCUACCUACACUGGAAGGAGCGCUCUCACUGUGGAAGAGUUCUGCUAACAGAAGCUGGUCUGCAUGUUUGUGGAUCCAGCAGAGAGUGGCAGACUUUCAACCCCUUUCCUCUUCUCAUGCUUGAGCUUCCCUGUUUGCACGCAUGCGUGUGCAGGACUGGCUGUGUGCUUGGACUCGGCUCCAGGUGGAAGCAUGCUUUCCCUUGUUACUGUUGGAGAAACUCAAACCUUCAAGCCCUAGGCGUAGCCAUUUUGUCAAGUCAUCAACUGUAUUUUUGUACUGGCAUUAACAAAAAAAGAGAUAAAAUAUUGUUCCAUUAAACUUUAAUAAAACUUUAAAAGGAAA
Molecule: messenger RNA, 1296 nt
Organism: Nomascus leucogenys (northern white-cheeked gibbon)
Lineage: Eukaryota; Metazoa; Chordata; Mammalia; Primates; Hylobatidae
Gene: TXNDC12
Product: thioredoxin domain containing 12
Cellular component (GO): endoplasmic reticulum
Source: RefSeq, a predicted model, not a curated record